AUGCGUUCCCUCGCCCUCCUCGCUGGUGCCCAAUUGGCAACAGCCUUGUACCGGAACGGCUCGGUCAUUGCACCUUGCGACUCGCCUAUCUACUGUCAUGGCGAUUUGCUCCGAGAAAUUGAGCUUGCCCGGCCCUUCUCAGAUUCAAAGACCUUUGUCGAUCUGCCUACUAUCCGCCCACUGGACGAAGUUCUUAGAGCAUUCAGCAACCUAACACGGCCAAUCCAAAACAACACCGAGCUAAACAGCUUCUUGACCACUUACUUUGGUGAAGCUGGCUCAGAGCUGGAGGCUGUGCCCACAGAUCAGCUGGAGACCGACCCUGACUUCUUGAACAACAUCAACAGCUCUGUCAUCGUAGACUUUACUCGCCAGGUCAUCGACAUUUGGCCAGACCUGACAAGACGAUACGUUGGUACCGGCACCUCGAAUUGUACGGGAUGUGUCAAUUCGUUCAUUCCCAUCAACCGCACAUUUGUGGUAGCCGGUGGUCGCUUCCGCGAGCCUUACUACUGGGAUUCCUUCUGGAUCGUCGAGGGCCUGCUGCGAACCAAAGGAUCCUUUACUCAAAUUGCUGAAAACAUCAUUGAGAACUUCAUGGAUCUCGUUGAGGAGAUUGGCUUUGUUCCAAACGGAGCACGACGGUAUUACGAGAACCGAUCACAGCCACCACUGCUUACGCAAAUGGUCCGCGUUUAUGUUGAAUACACGCAGAACUACACCCUGCUCGAGCGUGCGAUUCCCGUACUCGAGUUGGAGUAUGAAUUUUGGGUGAACAACCGCUCAGUUACCCUCGAGCGUGGUGGCAUGAAUUACACUCUGCAUAACUACAACGUCUCGAACACCCAGCCGCGGCCGGAAUCGUACCGUGAAGACUACAUCACUGCAAACAAUCAGACCUAUUUCAACGAGGAAGGAGAGCAGUUCAAUGCAAGCCAGCCGCUCAACGACACACAACGAGCAGCACUGUAUGCUAACCUUGCUUCUGGAGCUGAAAGCGGAUGGGACUACACUUCACGCUGGCUGAAGAACCCCUCAGAUGCUGUCAACGACAACUUCUUUCCCCUGCGAUCGCUCAACGUUAUCAACACCAUCCCCGUUGAGCUGAAUGCUAUCCUGUACUACAAUGAGAUCACCAUCGCUGAAUUCCACCGCCGUGAAGGCAACUAUAGCGCUGCGCGCCAAUGGGCCGAACGAGCUGCAAACCGCAGCGAAGCAAUGACCGCCAUCUUGUGGAACGCUGAGCACUAUAGCUACUUCGACUACAACCUCACCUCCGGUGCGCAGAACAUCUAUACCCUCGCCGAUAAUACCAGUACGUCUCUCUCACUUGCCGGCGCCCCGGCAGGAUAUCAAGUUGGGUUUCAGCUGAGCCAGCUGUAUCCAUUCUGGACCGGGGCCGCACCAGAAAGCAUCAAAGGCAACCCCACUGCGCUCCGCCGCGCUUUUGCCCGUGUUGAGGAGGCGCUUGACAGCACGGCUGGCGCUCUGUCUGCUACCAACCUGUUCACCGGCCAGCAGUGGGAUGAGCCAAAUGUCUGGCCUCCAUUACAGUACAUUGCCAUCCAAGGUCUGCUCAACGCGCCUCUCGAGGUCAGCAAGGAAGACAAUGAGCAGACGUCUGAAGAUUACGUGUGGACGCAGGACCUUGCAUUUCGCCUUGCGCAGCGCUACGUAGACUCCCUUUACUGCACCUGGCGCUCGACUGGUGGCGCCACUGAAGGGGACUCGCGACUGCCUGGCGCCGAGGGCAACGGCACUAUUUUCGAGAAGUACUCGGACGAGGCCAUCAACGCACGUGGUGGGGGUGGUGAGUACACGGUUGUCGAGGGCUUUGGAUGGAGCAACGGUGUCCUGAUCUGGGCCGUUGAUCAGUUCGGCCAGAAGCUGCAGACUCCCGAUUGCGGCAACAUCACAGCAGCUGCACCACCUGAAGCGAAGAGGAGGAGGAGCGCUGUAGAACUGAGCAAGCGGGAUGCAAUGUGGAUCAAGGGAACGAAGGAGAACAAGAUGUUUCGCAAGUAG
Messenger RNA from Ascochyta rabiei, 2025 nucleotides. Its product is annotated as Alpha,alpha-trehalase. Gene Ontology annotation, biological process: trehalose catabolic process. Lineage: Eukaryota; Fungi; Ascomycota; Dothideomycetes; Pleosporales; Didymellaceae. The record is from RefSeq and is a predicted model, not a curated record. Gene Ontology annotation, molecular function: alpha,alpha-trehalase activity. The transcript has 2 exons. The coding region runs from base 1 to 2025 and encodes 674 amino acids.